Messenger RNA from Aethina tumida (small hive beetle), 4206 nucleotides. RefSeq lists its product as uncharacterized. The record is from RefSeq and is a predicted model, not a curated record. Gene Ontology annotation, molecular function: protein binding; DNA binding. NCBI's taxonomy places the organism in Eukaryota, Metazoa, Arthropoda, Insecta, Coleoptera, Nitidulidae. The coding region runs from base 291 to 3779 and encodes 1162 amino acids. The transcript has 7 exons.
UCGACAGUCACAUGAAGCGCCACCUACUUGAUGCUCAAGCCUUGUGUAUAAUGCGAAAAAAUGUUUGUUGUAUGUUACCCGUAUUAGAUAAUUUAUUCCAAUUAUUUAAGAACUACAGUGAUUUUACGCAGUCAAUAAUAAAACAUAUAUUUAUAUGGACCAUACCAACUUAAAUGUCUGUUCAGUGAGUGAGUACAGUAAGCAAAUGACGCACUUGAAGACUUCGAGAUAGGUAAAAUGCCGACGAGCAUUUAAAGUCUGCGACCUGAUGCGUUGGAAACUGUUGGGUAAUGGAUAGCACGGAAAAAACCAAGAGUAAUACGAGUACCAAUAAAUCGACGAGCGACACCGAUACAACAAUGAAUUCGGAAAACGAAACGAAAGAAUCGCCGUUAAGUGUGAACGGCCGUAACGUCGAUGAAGCCAAGCAACACGCUAACAAUACCAAAACUGGCGAAGGAAAUGCCAGUGAUCCACCGGAGUCUCAAACAGUUACUGAACCUGAGAAAAAGGCAGAUGAACCUCAAGCAAAGUCGAGUGACCCCAAUUCUGCAGAUGUCCCUAAAGAGAGAACGAUGAGAACAAGGAAAAGAAAAGCAAGCGAAAUGAAGACACUUGAUGAUUCUGAAGAAGCCAGUAAGGAGAAAAAGGUGAAUAAUGAAACUGCUGUUACUGAGAAUAAUGUAACUGAAAAGCCUGAUGCUCAAACAGAAAAACAAGAAGCUGAUGCUGUUAAGGAAAAAGUGCAACAGCCAAAAAGUACCAGCACGGUAGAAACUGAUAAAGCAGAAAGUACAGAGUCUGAGUUUGGUAUAAAUGAUGAUAUUAACUUACCUCCCAAACAAACUCUGGGUAAAGGAAAAAGAGCACGAAUUCCAAACAAAAGAUACAGUGAUAUUUUGCUUUCACCACAACACAGGACAAAAACUGAAAAUGGAUCUGAUAAUGAGUCUGUUACAAGUGUUACACAAGAAGUUGUAACACCAACUCCACCACCUGUUAAAAGUUCUAGGACAUCAACUAGUAGUCCCAUUCAAGCAUAUAAAAAGACUAGAGCUCCCACAGACAUUACAAACCCCAAUUUUUUGAAACCAUUUAAGUACGGAUGGAAGAGAGAGUUGGUUUGGAGAGCAACUUUUGAUUCCAAUCAGAAGCGUAAUGGGGAUAUUUAUUACUACACUCCUACUGGAAAAAAAGUAAGGUCGAUGAGGGAGGUGUCAGAAAAUUUAAAAAAUAAAGAACUGACACUUGAUGAUUUCACAUUCACCAAAGAACCAAUUGGUCUCAAUGAUCCUGAAAAAGAAAUCAUUCGUGACGCAAAAUACAAAGCGGGAUCUGGAAUGGCAAAGAAAGUGUUGUCAAAGAAAGCACCUGCCCCCAAGGCUAAGGUUGCUAGUCCAAAAUUAGCCAGCCCUAAAGUUUCUAGUCCCAAACCCAGUUCAACCCCAGCAACCACCUCUACUGAAACAGCAGAAUCACCCAAGAAAGGAAAAGACAAGAACCUAGGAAACUUUAAGAUAAAACUGCCUGCCAAAAAGGCAGAGAAACGGAAAUCAGAAGAGGAUGUAGAGUCUGAACCUCCACCAGCAAAACAGAAUACCUCCACAACAUCCACCAGGCGAACUAGCAAAUGGGCCAACAAUUUUGACAGUGAGAAACCGUGUCAACCUUGUUCGAUACGAUGUCCGGGCGUGCCAGGAAUGGUGCCGACACUCCAGUGCCGACACUGUCUUUGUCUGUACCAUCACGAAUGUGUGGGCGCUCCGCCCCAUAUGGCACUCACAUACGUAUGCAAGAAUUGUCAUCUUGAUGGUCAAAGUCCGAAUCUAUCAACACCAAACCCUCAACCUUUAACGCCCACAAAUUCUCUUAAAACUGCCCAGUCGUCUACUCCGCCUAAAACGCCACGGAUUCCCCGAGGAGACGACGAGAAUGUUGAAAUGUCAAAUUUCAUUUCUCGUCCGGAAAUAAUGCCGAAUAUAUCCGAAACAUCUAAAUCUCUUGUGGGAUCAGUGACAACUUGGUUGCCGCAUAAUUCCAAAAUAAUUGAUAAUUUCCCACGAAAUAAUGGCGAGUCUCAGGACACGUUGAAACCGCAAUAUUUAGAAAUUAUAGCCGGUAGAAAGUUUCUGGUGAUUCCCAAACACAAUUUUAUGACAGUAUCGCCGUCUGUGGGCGCUACAGCUUCAAGGAGCAAUAGUAGAGACUCACCGACGCCCGAUUUAGGCCCGACAAAUAUGCCCAUGGAUUCGGCAAGUAUGGGCCCUAUAUUAGAUAAUAUAAAAACUGAACCGAAUUCUCCUUCGAAAUCGGAAAAAGUUCAUACGUCUGAGGCUAUGGAAGUGGACAUGCCUGUAAAAGAUAUAGAACUAGAUGACGAGAAUACAAUAUCUAAAGAAACGGAUUCAUUAUCAAAGGACGAAAUUCCAGAAUCUACGCCUGAAGUGACGACACCGACGAGGGCGAAGAAACGUUCCUCCAGAAUAAAUACUGUUACAACAACGGAUAAAACUACCGAGGGAAAGUUCAUGGAUCACUAUCUCCAGAAUCUUUCUUUCGGUUACAGCACACUGUUGUACGUAUUCCAAUACUUGAAAGUGCAGGACCUUCUGCGAGCUGGAUGUGUGUGCACGAUGUGGCGCGAUAUAGCCAGUCAUCCAUCGUUGUGGAGGACUGUCAGGAUGAAAAAUUCUCAGGUCCACAGCUUUGAAGGAUUGGCCAACACGCUAAAGAAGCACGGAACCAUCCACCUAGAUCUGCGGAAGAUGUUGCUUCCGUCCGGUGGCGAUGAAAUUUGGCCAGAAUUUUCUAAAGCAAUCGAAAAAGUGGAGACUCUUCGCAAAAUUGAGUUGUGCCGUUGUCCCGCCGCCGUGGUCGAACAAUUGGCAGUGUCUAAUCCGCAUUUAGAAGUUAUAAACGCGGUGACCAUAAAAUGUGAGAACAUGUCCCUCGAACCAUUUGCGUCUCUUAGAGCGAUUAAAGAACUCAAAUUAAAAUCAACAAGUGGUCUAACAUUGACUUCGAAUAUAGAUUCUCUUAAAGGCUUGAUUACUUUAAAAAAUUUGUCGUUAACCUCGAUAAGAGAUUUAAAAUCGUUGAAUCUUAGUGUCAUAGCUGAACUGAAAAACUUAGAAUCAUUAGAUUUAGGAGAGUGUAGUGAAUUUCCACAAAAUUUCGGUGAAGAAAUUUUAAUUAAACUAGAAAAAUUAGAAAAACUUAGAUUAGAGAAAGGACAAGGAAACUGUCACACUUUUGAAAUUUUAGAGGCAGUUAAGGACAUGAAGCACCUCGAGCAGUUAGAACUUGUCAACUUCGACAUUAAAACUGGUUUUGAUAAAGCUCUGGGUGCGUGUUCUAACAUUAAAAAGUUGUUGAUUAUACCCACGUAUAUUUCACAAAGUGCUACGACUAAUCACAUGGUUUUGGGAGGCGUACUACGUUUGCACAAAACACUGUCUCAUUUUGUAUGGGGCGUGACGUUGGAACUUCUGCGCGUGACAGAAUUGUUCGUUGACCAGUGUGAGGAACCAACUACCAAAGAAAAGAAGGAGAAAAAGGUGACUGGUAAUGGUGACAGUAUUCCAGUAUUGAAACCUGUGCCACUGAUUACUGAAGAUUGUGAGAUACCACCAGCUCAUGAUCCACCCCAGGUGGAAAUCCUUCCUUUACCGAACUUACAGAAGUUAUUACUGCAAAGUUUACCCACGACAAGAGUGAAAAUUCUUAAGAUACCUUUUCAUGCUACAUGGAGACAGAGCAUCACAGAUUCCGUUAAUUAGUGGAUAUAUUUAUGUUCUGUUUUAAAUUAAAGAGUUAUGUAAUAACAGUGUAGUGAUAGCUGUUAAAUGUGAAAUUACAAGAUUAUACCUUUUUGAAGCGACAUGUAAGGCUGCGGAUGCUUUAAUAAUUGUACCUAAAAGUAGAUGUAUAAUUAUAAAGAAAUAUGAACAGCUCUAAAAGAUAUCUUGUAUUUUCAUGUUGCAUUUUCAUCUUUUUAAAUUUUUGAUAGUUUAUUUUAAAAUGUAUAUUACACAUAUUCUUAUAUGUACCUUGUUUAGUUUAUUUUAACUAAGGUAAAGGAAUGUAAUUUUUCUCACAUUUUAAACAUUCUUUGAAAGAAUAAUUCAAUGUAUUUUCCUUUUUUUCAAAUUUGAGCUUUUUUGUUUGAUGAAAGUAAAUUAUUUCUAAUAAAAAUAUUUUUAAAUU